AUGACGAUCUGCACUUAUAACGCAAGUACGCUUGCAUCAGAAGCGGCCACCGAAGAUCUGAUAAUGCAAGCCAAGAAGAUCAAGUACGACGUCAUCGGACUGACCGAGACGAGACGACGUCACCUUCUCAACGCCGUAUAUGCAACUGGAGAAGAACUGUCCUUAGGAGCAUGCGAAAAUAGUGGUCUUGGUAGAGUCGGCGUCCUCGUCAACACGAAAACGGCAAAGAACAUCGACUUUUUCGAACAACUUACGACCCGAAUCGGACGUCUGCGAAUGAGCCGAUGUGGUCCAACACCAGCCUUGACUAUCUUCGUCGCUUACGCUCCAACAUCAAGCUACAAAGAAGAAGAAGUCGAAGCUUUCUAUAUGGACCUGGAGAUGUUCUACCGAGAAGAUCAUGCCUUCUACAAGGUCAUAAUUUGGUAUUUCAACGCCAAAGUUGGCUCAAGAAGAACGCCGGAGGAACUUCAUAUCGGGAAUCACGGCCUACAAUGGAAUGACCAAGGGCAGAGGCUCUCCGAAAGCCCUCCUCUCUACGCUGGACGUGGAGGGUACCGUGAUGAAAUAGACCACAUCAUCGUCAAUAAAAGGGGAAAAGAGAAAGCCGCCAAGUUCAGAGAGAGAAAUCCCAGAACUAUCAUUAACUGGGAUCUGUUCGCUACGCCAGCUGGCUUUUGGGAAGAUUCCGGAAUGGGCAACAUCGACGAGGAACAUGACCGGCUCGUUGAACACCUUCAGGACUGCGCGAAGAAGCGUGGAGCAGCACGAGCCGCAGGGAACCAAGAACUCACGUCCGAGCUCGCAAGGCUUUGCAGAGAGGCGAUAAAGGAAGCCCUUAAAGAGAGAAGAGCAGAAAUGCUGGCUGAAGCUGCAGAGGCGGGGAAAAGCAUUCGCUAUGCCCGUCGAGACUUCGCCAAUCGCAAGACAAAGAUGACAGCCCUUCAGAACAAGAAGGGAACAACCAGUGCAUUGGGAAGGGGAAUGGAGAAAAUCAUCUACGACUACUACUCUGAUCUUUUCGACACCCUGGCGAGGCUCUUUACACGUUACCUGUCGGACUGCAGGGUUCCUGAACAGUGGAAGACCAGCAAGACGGUGUUGAUGCAUCGGCAACCAAUCUGCUUACUGUCCGUCAUCUACAAACUUUUUACAAGAGUGAUCCUUAAUAGGAUUGAAAAAAUCUUGGAUGAAGGACAGCCAUGCGAGCAAGCAGGGUUUCGAAAAGGAUUCAGCACGAUUGACCACAUUCACAUUGUUUCAAAAUCCAUCGAGGUAUCACGAGAGUACAAGAUGCCGCUCUGUCUCACCUUCAUCGAUUUGAAGAAGGCUUUCGACUCACUUGAGACGGAAGCGGUUGUGAAAGCAUUGGACAACCAAGGCGUCCCUCCUCAGUACAUAAAGGUAUUUCGAGAGUUGUACAGUAACUUAGCGACCGGAAUUUCGCCAUUCUACAAGUAUAUCAUCAUUGACGUGAAGAGGGGGGUCCAAAAGAAUGAUACAAUCCCACCAAAAAUAUUCACAGCCACCCUCGAGAACGCAAUGCGAAAGUUGGAAUGGGAAGACAUGGGAGUGAAGAUAGCCCAUUCACGCUCGACGGAACGAACAUGUCCGAAUGCACCAGCUACUAAUUAUCUGGGUCGGAAAUUGAACAUGAUGAACGAUCUGACCCCCGAGAUGGGCAGGAGGAGACAAGCGGCUUGGGGAGCGUACAAGAGCAUCGAGGAUGUAGUGAAGAAGACCAGGAACACCCGACUCCGUGCUCACCUCUUCAACGCCACAGUACUUCCUGCUUUGACCUAUGUUCGGAAACCUGGGCUUUUCGCAAACAGGAAGAAAACGCGAGGACCGUCUUCGCUUUUUUGGUUGUGUACUGAGAAGACUAGCACACCACCUUGUUCAACGGGUUCUGAGGACGUUGUGAGAGUGAACGCGGAAGAGGUCACCUGGCCGAAAGCGGAUGUUCUGGACUGGGGUGGUGAAAGAGGACCUGAGGACAAUCGGCGUGGAUAG
Messenger RNA from Necator americanus (New World hookworm), 2013 nucleotides. RefSeq lists its product as uncharacterized. The transcript has 6 exons. Lineage: Eukaryota; Metazoa; Nematoda; Chromadorea; Rhabditida; Ancylostomatidae. The coding region runs from base 1 to 2013 and encodes 670 amino acids. The record is from RefSeq and is a predicted model, not a curated record.